AUGCGUACCAAUAGGUUCAAAUUGAUGCAAGAUCGGAAUGAUCAGUAUAUGUGUGUCGUAUUAUAUGAUUGUAGCACCAAGAGAGUUGUUGGAUCUGCGAAUCUGCUACUUGAGCACAAGUUUAUUCAUGAUUGUGGUUUGGCUGGUCACAUUGAAGAUGUUGUGAUAUCUGAAUCACAGCGUGGAAAGGGCUUGGGAAAAUGGCUCAUUAAGCAGCUUGUUCAUCUAGGGAAAACAAAGGGGGCGUACAAGGUAUAG
Messenger RNA from Batrachochytrium dendrobatidis JAM81, 258 nucleotides. RefSeq lists its product as uncharacterized. Gene Ontology annotation, cellular component: endoplasmic reticulum-Golgi intermediate compartment; Golgi apparatus; endoplasmic reticulum. The transcript is spliced from 5 exons. Lineage: Eukaryota; Fungi; Chytridiomycota; Chytridiomycetes; Rhizophydiales. Gene Ontology annotation, molecular function: monosaccharide binding; glucosamine 6-phosphate N-acetyltransferase activity. The coding region runs from base 1 to 258 and encodes 85 amino acids. The record is from RefSeq and is a predicted model, not a curated record. Gene Ontology annotation, biological process: UDP-N-acetylglucosamine biosynthetic process.